Fomitiporia mediterranea MF3/22 is the source of this 1573-nucleotide messenger RNA. RefSeq lists its product as uncharacterized. Gene Ontology annotation, molecular function: hydrolase activity. Bases 477 to 1508 code for a protein of 343 amino acids. NCBI's taxonomy places the organism in Eukaryota, Fungi, Basidiomycota, Agaricomycetes, Hymenochaetales, Hymenochaetaceae. The record is from RefSeq and is a predicted model, not a curated record. The transcript is spliced from 8 exons.
GACGGAACGUCCUUGCAGUACCGUAUAGAUUUUCGACCACGGAACGAUGGAACAGAGCGGCAUCUCGGCAAUGCCUGGCAGCAAAACGAUCGUACCUAGUACCUGCCUACCUACCUUCAUUUGGUGGAACUUGCUCACGAUUUCACCUGCUCUCACAUCGGUGCCCAAACGCCUCCGAUUCUGCUAAUUUAUAAUAUGAUUGACGUAAACAAAGUGUUACUAAUGCCUCUCUCAGGUGUCCAUCUUUACACACUAAGAUAUUUAGCGCAAGGUACUCUAUCAGCGAAGUCACGGAAUCUGGGUACAGGCAGAUGGCAUCAUCAAACACUGAUACAGCUCGGAAUAUCGCACACUCCCAGAGGAAUUGUCCUGUAACAGCACGGCGACAUACACAGGAGUGGGGUUGCACGUUGUGGAUUAUUUUUAGCCAGAAGGCGUAUCUUGUAUCCGCGGAUUAAUCGAGUAACUGCCUGACUAUGGCUGAUUGGACUCAGUACGCGACGCCAGACCCCGAGUUUGUGGAAGCCUUAGCGAAGACACCACCUAUUCCGCCUUCAUUCGAAAAUGAUGCACUUGACGGUGACCAGGAAGUCAUCAGACGCCAGAAAUUCGUUGCAGAGAGGCAGCGCAAGGUCGUCGAGGCGGCUGGUCCACCUGUGGGUAUAACUGUGGUAGAGAAGCGCGUUCCUGUGACCACGCCGCCGGGAGAUAUAGCAGUCAGGAUCUACACUCCCCAGUCUCAAGACACGUCUGAAACUUUUCCUAUGCUCGUCCAUUUUCAUGGUGGCGGCUAUUCGAUCGGAAAUCUGGACACGGAUGAACUCGUCUGCAGGGCAAACUCUGCUAGACAUCGUAUCAUCGUCGUGAACGUCGACUAUCGGCUUGCUCCUCAGUUUCGCUGGCCAUCGGGGCCAAACGAUGCAUACGAUGCUGUAAGAUGGGUAGCUUUGAAUGCGCAGGAGCUGCGAGGUGAUCUAAGGAAAGGAUUUAUCAUCGGAGGCCUAUCUGCGGGCGGAAAUUUCACGUGUUCGGUCACUCAACGUGCUCGCGAAGACCCAGGGCUUCAGGGCAAAAUCACAGGCCAAGUUUUGCAGAUCCCGGGGACUAUCUCACAUGCAAAGGAAUUCCUAGAAAAGUUUAAGGAUAAAUUAAAGUCUUAUGAACAGUGCAAGGACGAUCCCAUACUUAACCGUACGAAUAUAGGGCUGUUCAUGGGUGCCUAUCAGCCCGGCGAUCCGUCCCAUCCUCUGGUGUCUCCACUGCUUGCAAAGUCUUUCUCUGGUCUUCCUCCUGCAUAUGUUCAGAUCGCUGGAGCAGAUCCCUUGCGCGAUGAAGGACUUCUAUAUGCUCAAAUGAUGCAAGAGAGUGGAGUUCCAACCAAAGUCGACGUAUAUCCCGGCGUGCCACAUGGAUUCUCUAUCUAUUAUCCCACAAUCGGUGCCAGUGUGAAAUGGCGCGCAGAUCUCGAAGUUGGAAUCCAGUGGCUUUUAGGGUUCUCUAAGCAAUGAUUCAAGCACGUUACGUCGGAAAUCGCUAUCUGGCUGCCUUUUGCGCUUUCGGUCCAAGUGGUAAA